Molecule: messenger RNA, 942 nt
Organism: Phytophthora sojae
Lineage: Eukaryota; Oomycota; Peronosporomycetes; Peronosporales; Peronosporaceae
Exons: 1
Coding region: 1-942 (313 amino acids)
Source: RefSeq, a predicted model, not a curated record
AUGCGUGUCCACCACGUCGUCCUGCUCGUUGCUGCCGCCAUCCUCGCAACUACCAAUGCGGCCUUAACCCUUCCGCAGUUCAUGAUCAACUCUCCUAAGCUUACCGGUAGUUUACUUACUGCGCAGCAGCAACGGUUCCUACGUACUCCCUACACGGAGGACGAUUCUAUUGAAGAGAGGGGGAUAUCCACCGUCGUCGAGAAGACCAAGGCAUUGCUGUCCUCGUCCAAGGUCUCCGAGCAAACGCUCGAACGCUGGGUGAGGAACGACAAAUCCCCCAAAAAGGCCCUCAUCCGCUUAAAACUUGACAAGGCCGGAGACAAAUUGCUCGAGAAGCCGCAGUUCGAGACGUGGGCCAAGUACAUGACCAUGCUCAACAAGGAGAACCCAGAAGCAGCGAUGAUCUCAACGUUGAGGACUCGCUACAGCGACGACGUUCUGUCCCAGAUGACCAUUACGGCCGAGACGGCGUCGGGUACGAAGGAAAUGGCCGCCAGGCUGCAGGCCGGACAGAGGAGCGUCUGGAUGAGCGAGUGGAAGUCGGCCGACGACGUGUUCAAGCUACUGAAGCUUAAUGUUAACAAGGCUGACAGGAAACUCUUUGCCAACCCGCAGUUCACUGUGUGGACCAAGUACGUGGACGAUUUGAACGGGGGCGAGACGAAGAAGGCGAACUCCGUCAUCGUGUCGACGUUGACGGAUCACCACGGCGACGAAGGUCUGGCGAAGCUGAUCCGUGCGGCAAAGGAUGUCGAAGAAACGAAGACGCUGGCAAUGGACCUACAGAAAGCGCAGGUCGACAACUGGUUCGUUGCAAUGGAAUCCCCGAAGGAUGUGAAAAAGUGGCUGGGCGUCAAGGGAGCGACAUCCGAUACUGCGGAGGCGCAGCUUUAUCAUAAUUACGUCAAAAACUACGAGAAGAUUUUUAGGAAGACUGAGUGA